AUGGCAGACAGUGGUAGAAGGAUCGGCGUGGCGGUCGAUUUCUCCCCGUGCAGCAUCAAGGCUCUGAAAUGGGCGAUCGACAACCUCGUUCGCGACGGCGACCACCUCAUCCUCGUCCACACCCGCCCCGCCGAAGACGCCGAAUCCGGCGAGAUGCUGCUCUGGGAAACCACUGGCUCCCCUCUGAUUCCGCUGGUCGAGGUCUCCGAUCCGGCGACGAUGAGCAAGUACGGGGUCAAGCCUGAUCCGGAGACGCUCGACGUUCUCAAUACUGCUGCCAGACAGAAGAAGAUUAUCGUGGUGAUGAAGAUCUACUGGGGAGAUCCAAGAGAGAAGAUCUGUGAAGCAAUCGAUCGCAUCCCUCUCACUUCUCUGGUUAUCGGCAACAGAGGCUUCGGCAAGCUCAAGAGGGUGAUAAUGGGAAGUGUGAGCAACUACGUGGUGGAUAAUGGGACUUGUCCUAUUACGGUGGUGAAGGGUCCAGCUCAUGAAUGA
This is a messenger RNA of Linum trigynum, 495 nucleotides long. NCBI's taxonomy places the organism in Eukaryota, Viridiplantae, Streptophyta, Magnoliopsida, Malpighiales, Linaceae. The record is from the annotation of a GenBank genome assembly.